AUCUUCUCUUUUUACUCUUAUUUUUCUUGUUGUGUGUGUUCUGUAUAUAUUCUGUUCUUAAUACUGAUUGUUAGAAUUCGAUUGAAGGAUUUACCAUUCCCGUCGUCCUAUAAUUUCUGUGUUUCUGUUCCAGAAGACCAAUUGUUUUGCUCAAGUUGGACUGCUUGUUAUCCACAAGAAAUACGGAGUCCGUUUCAUUUUAUUUUGUAGUAGGUGUUCUCUGAGGAUUUCGUUAAAUUUCUUUCGUGAUAGUGAGUGCUUGAAUUCCACUGAAGGAUCAAUAUUUCCUUGUGUGUUUUCAUCGUCCUUCAAUUUUUCUGCGUUCAAUAGUUCCUUUGUUGAACUGUUUGUUAUCCAGAUGAAACAUGUACAGACUCUGUUGUACUUUACAUGAAAGAGGAAAAUCUGGAGAAAAAUAAUAAGUUUCAUAUAUAUAUAUUUUUUAUGGAUUCAGUUAAAUUGCAUUGUAAUAAUAUUUAUUUGAAUUCGACUGAAGGAUUUAGCAUUUCCAUAUUAUUUUUUCGUCCUAUAAUUUUAAGUUCAGAAGAAAAACUGUUUUAAUUUGCUCUAGUUGAACUGCUUGUUAUCCAGAUGAAAUAGAUACACACUCAGUUUUACAGGAAAGAGGGAAAUCUGGAGAGAGAAAAAAACAUGAUUCACUUUAUUUUUUUUAAUUAGAUCUGUGAUUUGGCACUUUCAGGAUCUCAAUUUUGUAUUGUUCUUUGUGAAUUUGUACUGGUAGUCGAAGUAGGCUACUGAAACACACCUACAUGGAAGAAUUGAGUUCAGAAGAGCUUGUAUUUGUACUCGAGUGGUUGCAAGUUCUUGGUGAUUGGUUCUAAAUGGAUUAAACAAGGAGGAUUGCAGGCUUGUAUUAAGUUCAGAACACAAGAGAGCGUUGCUGUGUUUUAGCUGUUUCUAAAUAGUGUUUAAACUGCUCAAGGCCAACAUUAAUUUGGACCUGAUAAAGAUGGAUUUUGGUGAGGAUAUGGAGUCAAAUGUUGAUUUUCACAUAAAUGAUGAGGCAAAAAGGAUGCUUAAAGAGAUUGAACUGGUGAAGAAGAAUGUUGAGAACUCUGAGCUCUAUGCUGGAAUGUGCUUGAAUCUCAAACAGAAUAAAACAAUUCAAAAACACUUCUUUCGUCUUUUAGGUGGGCAUUCACAUGUUCAGGUGGUAAUCUAUGGUUUGGGAAGCACCGAAUACAGUUUUAGUUCACAGUUUCAGCUUGCUGUAGUUCUCCUACUAAAACGAGAUUUUCCCAAUUGGAUUGGCAAUAUAGAAAUAUACGAUCCCUGCAUGUCUGCAGCUGAUAUCAUAUUUUUCGAGAAACUAGGUCUUGAGGUUCUCACCAAUGAUGAAAAUUGUAAGAGGAGAGCUCAGAGACCAACAAUGUUCUACAUGCCUAAUCCUUGUUGGUAUCUUAUUGGAAACCUCUUGGGAGCAAACUGGUCUUCAUCUUGUCUUAACAAGAUUUUUGUGCUGACAAACUCAUUUAGCUACACACUGACCAAUGCGCCUCGAUGUAGCACUUCUCUAGAAACAGUGAUACGCUUGGAGAGAAUUCUGGACUUCACAACAGAGGUUACCAUAGAAACUAGUGGCAAUCAGAAGUAUGCUAGUCUGUUCUCAGGAUUUGCCUGGCAUUUCUUUGACGUGGAUCCUAACAAUGACAUUGACAAACCGGGAUGCUAUUGGUUGGACAUGCAAAGGCAUCUUGAAGAAGGAUUUUUGGAAAAUAUGAGAAGUAAUAUGACUAGUGAGGAUUUUGCACAAAUUUGGAUUGAUUUUCGUGGGGCUCGGCGUUUAAGAUGCAAAAAUGUACCUCCUCCUCCAGGUUGUAUUAAGCUAAACAUCUAUGGUAUUGGUAGAAAGAGUGAUCAGCCAGGACGAUAUAGUGGCAUCUUCCAAGAUGAAAAAGGGAAGUGUUUUGAUAGGUAUAGGGGUGACAUUGAUGUUGAAGACAAUGUGAUUGCUGGACUAGAGGCCUUGAGGAUUGGGUUGGCAGGAUGCAUGGAAGGAAGGCCAAAUGCGCCGAAGUUGAUUGUGGAGUCCGACAAUGUUAUACUUGUCCACUAUGUUAAUGGUCUCCCUGAGCCAAAUGACACAGCCAUGCGCUGGUUGGGAGAAAUUUUCGACAUGCUGAAACAUAUAGCUUGUGUAGUUUGCCAUAUCUACGAAGAAGCCAAUGAAGCUUCUAGAGAUUUAGCUCUGAAAGGUGAAUGUCAUAGAUAGCUUUGUAGUUUACUCAAAUUCAGUUUGCAUUUUAUGGCAAAUAGAUGUUUCUUAUCAAAUUUGAUUGUUUCUGUUUCAAUUGCCAGUUUCUACAGAAUUGCUUGUGUCUUUUGGAAUCUACAGAAGUUUUUAAUGA
This is a messenger RNA of Solanum pennellii, 2369 nucleotides long. Its product is annotated as protein SENSITIVITY TO RED LIGHT REDUCED 1-like. Gene Ontology annotation, molecular function: RNA-DNA hybrid ribonuclease activity; nucleic acid binding. Gene Ontology annotation, cellular component: nucleus; cytoplasm. The coding region runs from base 971 to 2233 and encodes 420 amino acids. The record is from RefSeq and is a predicted model, not a curated record. NCBI's taxonomy places the organism in Eukaryota, Viridiplantae, Streptophyta, Magnoliopsida, Solanales, Solanaceae. Gene Ontology annotation, biological process: microtubule-based process. The transcript has 3 exons.